UCUUAGGAGAACAGAGGGGAAGCGAUGGCUGCGCCGGGUUCGCCACAGGAAGAGGACGAAUGUGUCAGUGGCGCCCAACUCAUCGCGGAGGCCCUAAAGGCGCAAAACAUAGAAUAUAUGUUUGGUAUUGUUGGUGUUCCUGUGAUUGAAGUAGCGGUUGCUGCUCAAGCAAGUGGGAUUAAAUAUAUAGGAAUGCGCAAUGAACAAGCUGCCUCAUAUGCUGCCUCUGCCAUUGGAUACUUGACAAGCAGGCCUGGUGUAUGUCUUGUCGUUUCUGGUCCAGGCCUUAUCCACGCUCUAGCUGGAAUGGCAAAUGCAAACAUGAACUGCUGGCCUUUGAUUGUGAUUGGAGGCUCAUCUGACAGAAAUCAAGAAACAAUGGGAGCUUUUCAAGAAUUUCCACAGGUUGAAGCCUGUCGGCUCUACAGCAAAUUCACUGCCAGACCAAGCAGUCUAGAAGCUAUUCCUGCUGUUAUAGAGAAGGCUGUCAGGGCCAGUAUCUAUGGACGUCCAGGUGCCUGUUACGUUGACAUACCCGGAGACUUCGUAAAUCAGCAAGUGAAAAGGAACUCUGUCAAAUAUGUAGGAUGCUGUCCAGCCCCUCCCAUCAGUAUGGCUGAAGAGGCUGCAAUUUCUAAAGCAGCUGCAAUCAUCACGCAUUCCAAAAAACCACUUGUAAUUAUUGGCAAAGGUGCUGCUUACGCACGUGCUGAAAACAGCAUCAGAAAGUUGGUGGACCAGUGUGGGCUUCCAUUUUUGCCUACUCCAAUGGGGAAGGGAGUUGUUCCUGACAACCAUCCGUACUGUGUAGCUGCAGCUAGAUCUAGGGCACUGCAAGGGGCUGAUACAAUCAUAUUACUUGGUGCCAGGCUAAACUGGAUUCUGCACUUUGGACUUCCUCCAAGAUUUCGUCCAGAUGUGAAAAUCAUCCAGGUAGACAUUUGUGCAGAAGAGUUGGGGAAUAAUGUGAAACCUGUUGCAGCCUUACUGGGUGACAUCAGAGCUGUGUCAGAACAGCUUUUAGAUCAGCUGAACAAAAAACUUUGGAAAUACCCCUCUGAUACAGACUGGUGGAAAGAUCUACGGGCGAAAAUGCAGAGUAAUGAUGAAACAUCUAAGGCGCUAUCACUACAAAAGCGUUUACCAAUGAAUUACUAUACAGUGUUCUACCACAUCAGGGAACAUUUGCCGAAGGACUGUCUUCUGAUUAGUGAGGGGGCAAAUACGAUGGACAUAGGGCGCACCAUGCUUCCAAACUAUUAUCCCCGCCACAGGCUUGAUGCUGGGACUUUUGGAACAAUGGGAGUUGGGCUUGGUUUUGCAAUAGCAGCUGCUAUGGUUGCUAAAGACCGCAACCCUCAGCAGCAAGUGGUCUGUAUUGAAGGAGACAGUGCCUUUGGAUUCUCUGGCAUGGAAGUGGAGACUAUGUGCAGGUAUAAUUUGCCAGUGAUUAUAAUUGUAGUCAACAACAAUGGGAUAUAUAGUGGCUUGGAUGCAGAUACUUGGAAGGAGAUGCUGAAACUUGGAGAACCUUCUGCAUGUAUUCCUCCUGUUUCCCUGUUGCCAAAUGCUCACUAUGAGCAGAUUAUAUCUGCAUUUGGUGGUAAAGGGUACUUCGUACAAACACCAGAAGAACUGCAAGCUGCUCUGAAAGCAAGCCUGAUGGAUAAGUGCAUGCCUUCUAUUAUAAAUGUAAUGAUUGAUCCACAAGCAGACAGGAAGAAACAAGAUUUCCACUGGCUGACCAGGUCCAACAUGUAGCAGAAUGGACAAGAACUGGAAAUCAUGAGCAAAGCUUUUUGGGAAAAUAUUGAAAAUAUACUUGUAGAGUUCACACUACAAUUUCUAUUUCUGCCUUUUCAUAUAAUAUAAAAGAAAAUUUGUGCCACAAUAAUUUGUUUAGUCUUUAAGAUGCCACAAGAUUGUUUGUUUUGCAGAAAGAGACUGAUACAGCUGUCCCUAUGAAGAUGUGAACUUUUCUUUUUAGAAAUGCAAUUUUAGUUAUGUUGACGUGCACCCCGGGCAUUCUUAUGGGUGAAAUGUUAAGUGGAAAACUGCCCCUGGAUCUUCCCCCUCCCUUUUCCCUGGUCUGCCAUCUACCCGCUCUACCAUUCACCAUAGACUUUGCCCCAUCUCUAUAAAGCAGGAUUGGUAGCUCCAUAGGGUUACAUUGUGCAAAUUCUUCAUGGUAAGGGAAUGCACCGCGAGGCACUACUGAGAAUGUAAUUUUUGCUGCCAUGUGUAUGUCCUUCACUAACAUAUUGAAUAGAAAAUAAUUCUGUUUAGGAUAGCUCUUUGCUAUCCUAAACAGAAGCUUGAUCAAAUAGAGCCCUCCUCCCCAAAAGGCAAGUGUACACAGACUAUCUUUCAUUGACGUAAGCCAGAGUUGCCACCCUCUGCCUAGCAUGUCUGUCAUCUCUAGAAUAUGCACAUAUUUUAGUUCAUAUUGGAUUCCUAAUGUGAUCAAGUAAUUAGAAUAUCUUCAUUGAUUAUCUAGAGCAGUGGUCCUCAACCUUGGGCCUCCAGAUGUUCUUGGCCUACAACUCCGAAGU
Pogona vitticeps (central bearded dragon) is the source of this 2552-nucleotide messenger RNA. It is a transcript of the gene HACL1, whose product is annotated as 2-hydroxyacyl-CoA lyase 1. Gene Ontology annotation, biological process: fatty acid alpha-oxidation. Gene Ontology annotation, cellular component: peroxisome. Gene Ontology annotation, molecular function: catalytic activity; thiamine pyrophosphate binding; magnesium ion binding. The record is from RefSeq and is a predicted model, not a curated record. Lineage: Eukaryota; Metazoa; Chordata; Lepidosauria; Squamata; Agamidae.